This is a messenger RNA of Pocillopora verrucosa, 1322 nucleotides long. NCBI's taxonomy places the organism in Eukaryota, Metazoa, Cnidaria, Anthozoa, Scleractinia, Pocilloporidae. The record is from RefSeq and is a predicted model, not a curated record.
AUGUUUGCUUCAAGGAGUGAUAUUCCCGAUGGCAAGUUUGUUUUACUUAGAACACAAAUAGGCGAGUUGAAGGAAUACAACUUAAUAACUGGACAGGAAGAGGCGACUUAUCUCUGUAGCGCAGACAGAGCAAUUUCCAUGUGCCAAUGUUCAAAAGACCGCGAACUUUUAUUGACGUCAUCUUCGUCUGCUUUGCCUCCCUGUGCUCUUUGGUCAUUUGGAGACGUUUUCGAAAUGAAACAUCCAUUUAGCGAAGACACCUGGGUAAAGUUUAGUAAUUUAUCAGAAGACAGAAUUAUUGGCACACACGACGCUACUGCGCAUAUUUACGACACUGCGACAGGUCAGCGGGUACUAACUCUGCACGAUUCCAACAACACUAACAACUACUCAAAGAACCUCGCCUCCUUCAAUCCCACGGACGACCUGGUACUGAACGACGGUGUAUUAUGGGAUGUCAAAGGCAAACGGGUUAUACACAAGUUUGACAAGUUUAACAACUUUGUCAGCGGCGUUUUUCAUCCCUCCGGGCUGGAGAUUAUCAUCAAUUCAGAGAUUUGGGAUCUUCGCUCUUUCCAUUUACUGGACACGUGUCCUUCACUAGAUCAAUGUCACGUGAUCUUCAAUAACAGUGGUGACGUCAUGUAUGGGGUAAAACAUCUUUCGGAUCCUUUGGAAAUACCGCUAGCUUCCAGGCUCCUUGGACCGUACGAGACCUCGUUCAGGACCUUUGACGCAACAGAUUAUCAACCAAUAGCUACAAUCGACGUUAAGAAGACAAUAUUUGAUUUGUGUACCGAUAUAACUGACAGCUUUGUAGCCGUUAUUGAGAAUCAGGCCAGCACCGACGAAAGCGUUUGCCGGGUGUACGAAGUCGGGCGGCUGCGUAGGGCUGAUGACGAGGACGAGCAGGAAUCCGACGAAGGUGGCGAGGAAGAUGACGAUGUCGAUGACGAUGAUGAUGAAAAUGAUGAUGAUGACGAUGACGAUGAUGAUGAUGACGACGAAAUUGAAAUCACGAUAUCUGGCGAUGAUGAUUCGGAUGAUGACAGUGAUAUUGCAAUUUUUUGAAGCGCGGCUUUUAAGUUUCCAUCUUUCAGUUGUUAAUUCAACUCAACAAUGAGCACGUCAUUCUGCUAUGUUUUUAUCUUUGAAAAAUGUACUUGUAUCACACAAUUUGGGAAUGAUAGUUUAAGCUUGGAGUUGAGCUUCUUGACGGCGGAGUUUUUUUUAUGUAAAAUGCUAUGUAGCAGAAAGUAGAAGUCAUCAUCGAAAAAAUUACACCCAUGUUACUGAUUAUCAAAUAAAUAGGAAGGAUGGAA